This is a messenger RNA of Hyaloscypha bicolor E, 5397 nucleotides long. Its product is annotated as rhoGEF protein-like protein. Gene Ontology annotation, molecular function: guanyl-nucleotide exchange factor activity. NCBI's taxonomy places the organism in Eukaryota, Fungi, Ascomycota, Leotiomycetes, Helotiales, Hyaloscyphaceae. The transcript has 3 exons. Bases 1 to 5397 code for a protein of 1798 amino acids. The record is from RefSeq and is a predicted model, not a curated record.
AUGGCUUUCAACGGGAACAGUCAACGACGGUAUGGGCAUGUACCUCCAGCGCAAUAUGGACACCCAGGAGCUCAAGCCCUAAAUAAUCCGCCUCAAGGCUUGGGCUUGCACCGGCAGUCAAGUUUUGACAAUGGCGAUGAUGCGGCGUUCUUCGAUCCAAACGGGAAUAGAUAUCAGAAUGGCCCACCUCCGAUUCUAGAACGAACUCCCAUGCCACAGGAGGAGAUGUUCAUAAGCAGUCCAACAGCCCACCCAUACAGCCCUCAGUCGCCAAGCCAAAGCACUUUUGGGGGCCCGGCGUUGUCAGGAUAUCAACAUCAGUACCAACCUUUCCCCGCUAGCGCUCAGUCUCCCCCUCUGCCGCAGAUGCCUUACAACCCCCAGCAUUUUGCUCGAACUCAAUCCCAGUCGCAGCCAAAUCAGUAUCGACCACAACCUGCCUACACUCCACCGACGCCGACAGCUCAUCAGCCAUAUAAUCCGGCCCUGUACCAGGCUUCCCAGCAACAGCCUCUGCGGCAACAGUCGGUCUCUAGCUACAAUCCUUAUGCGCAAACAUACAAUUCUGCGGCCAUGCCGCAAGUGCCCCAGUCUCCAUCGUUUUGGCCCCAGACUACUCCGCAGUAUGGAGCUCCUCCAGUACCUUCACGACCAAUUUACGAACAGCACCCCUCCAACCCGGUAUACACUCCGUCUAGUUCGGCCCCUCUGCCACCCCGCCAGCCUUUGUACAAUCAACUAGGUGUAUCCUCUGCUCCGUACCCCACGAAUGGAGGAGAUAACUAUAACCAAAACGAGUACAGGACACCAACUGCAACGCAAGCAUCGUAUCCAGAUUAUUCGGCUUAUGUGCAAUCGCAGCCAUCUCAACCUGCUUACAACGAAGAUCUCACCUCAUUUGCAAAUAGAACAAAAGUUUCCUCCAGCCAUUCAACUCCCGCGUAUUCAGAGCCUCCGUUGUCCCAGAGCACCUCAGCCAGCGGUGGACUGCAACGACAUCCUACGCUAAGGCCCUUGCCGAAUGCACCAAUUGAUGAUGUUGGCGAUGUUGACGAUUGGAGGAUGAGUGAGCAUAGCAAUGCAGAAGAAGGCUUAUCACAAGAACAACUUUUUGCAGACAUCGGGGAUGCCCUUGGAGCGUCGGGCUCGUCAAGGCAUGGUCGACCGCAAGGGAUGGAUCAACACAAUGGAGAUCUGCUUGAUAGCGAACUCCAAGACCUUCAUCGCUACAACUCUAGGGCUACCACAGUUGGUGGACAAGCAGGUGUUGAACGAUAUGCGUCAACAGCCACGACGGUAAACGAGAACAGUCUGGAGACGACCCACGAUGAUUACGACGACGAUGGCGAUGAGAGCGAUAUUGAAGCUGCAGCUGGCCUUGAAGCCAUGCGAAUUGCAGAGGAACAGGAUGCUCGCGGAGGCACCGGAGCAUUAAGUUUUAGCGGAGGCUACGAAGGUGGACAUUCUACACAGCACCAGUCACAGGGAGAGAGUAGUGACAGUGACUACAAGCACAUGGAUUUGGGCCUAAUUGGCGGUGGGUACGAGGCUCACAUGUCGUAUGGCGACGAUCUUGGAGGCUUGAAUACGGAGCACAGCAGCGAGAUGGAGGACCAGAGUCGACCAUUGCCAACAGCACAUGAUCUUGGAAGAGAGCGAUCCGACAGUUAUAGCCGGACACCAGCUGCCGGGCUCGGAGGCAUGACGGACUACUCGAUUCCCGGAGUUGGCGAUAUCCACCCAUUUCCCGCUUUCGAGGCUGCCAGAGUCGACACCUUUGGCACCGGUGGACUGCAAAGACCAACAUCUCAAUCACACCGUCUCAGUUUUGAUGAGGGUGAUGAGCAAGUUUUGCUACACUCCCGAUUAUCCGAAUCAAGACUCAGUGGUAGAUCUGGGAGCGAUAGUCCAUCAAGAGACGACAUGCCGGAGUUGUUCUACCAUCCUGGCAUGAGUUCCGCAUCUUCUUACAACCGGCCUCUUCCUGCUGUGCCAGCACCAUUGUCUGAGAACUGGACGCCUCAGCUCUUGCCUGCUGGGAGCUAUAGAGGUGCACAUCAACAUUCUCAUUCAUAUUCAUCAAGCACCGAAGCAGCCCGACCAUCAUACCCUCCAGUUGGCCCCGACGCUUAUCCACCACAAAAUAUGCUCAGUCCUGGUGGCCAAUAUGUUCCCAGGUCCUCUUCUUUAUCGAGUCAUAGCAGUACACCUCAUGCUGUACCCCCAGUCAGAUCAAAGACCGAUGCCGAGGAACGCCAAGCAAGGCAGAAAGCGGCUAGAAUGGGCAUUCGUUCUGCAAGUGGCCUUGAUGGAUAUGACAUGGGAGGCACUCCACAGUCUGGAAUUUCUCUGGAUCUUCCCGCAUUGCCAGCCGGCAGACGAAAGAAGUUUUCUCCUUCAAGGCUAGCAACAUCGGAUCACAACAAAUGCACCGAACCGUGGGCUCUGAGUGGAAUUGCUUCCUGGAUACGGGAAAUGGCUGGUGGCGACACUGGGGAAGGAGAGUCGGAUCUUCGGCAAAAGACCAUAGAGGAUGGACUUGUGGCUUUGUUUACGCACAAAGUGCCAACCAUGAAUGCCGCUGAUGCUGAGACACUGAGCCAGAGAGUGGUCAAGUCCAUGUUCGAUGCAGGUAUUCUAAUUCCAGAGGAAGAAUGGGUGAAAUUUGGCCAGGGUACGAUAUCUGGAGUCCUUUGGCAAUUGACUGGAUCCGGUUGCUAUUCUCCGAAGGUGCAUGAACACGAGAUACACGGACGUUGCUACUCCCACCACUGUACGCGGACUUUGAAGAAAAUCAACCUCCAAACACAUAUGUUAGAGCCGUCUCGGAAAUCGGAAGAUUGGGUGACCUUCUUCAAAUUAACAAAAGAGCUACUUGAAGGGGCCAACAAGAAGGAAAUCCUGCGUCAGAACAAUCUGCAUGAGAUUGUGAUGUCCGAAGAUCUCUACAUGGAUCAGAUCAACGUCCUUCGGGUGCUCUACAGAGACGAUUUAGCAUCAUGGCAGCCACCCAUCAUUGGCAAAACUAAGAUCGCAAAAUUCAUAGCUUCCGUGUUCGGGAAGGUCGAGGCCAUUAAAGAAGUCAAUGAAAAUUAUCUCCUUGCCCAGUUGAAAUAUCGACAAAAAGAACAAGGCCCAUGGAUCAUAGGAUUCAGUGACAUAUUCCGGGAGUGGAUUAGGAAGGCGAGAACUGCAUACAUAGAAUAUGCUGCUGGCUUCCCCUAUGCGACAUAUUUAGUGCGGAAAGAGGCGGACAGGAAUUUGCUCUUCCGGCAAUUUCUUGACCAGGCCCGAGAUAACAAGCUCUCUGGCCGCUUGGAUUGGAAUACGUACCUCAAAGCACCCAUUACUCGACUUCAACGUUACACCCUGCUGCUCGGGACCGUGUUAAGCAACAUGACUCAAGAUACCGAAGAAAAGUCCACUCUGGCUACAGCUAUUGAGGAGAUCAAGGCAGUCACCCUUGAAUGUGACGCAAAGGUGGAUGAGCAGUCGAAGAAAGUGGAGAUGAUUGAGCUGCAAUCCAAACUUCUCCUCCGACCUGGAAUGGAGCGUGUUGAGCUCAAUCUUGACCAUUUGGGACGAGAACUCAUAUUCAAGGGAGAUCUUCAACGGGCUGGUGCAAACAGAUUCACAUGGCUAGAGACUCACGCCAUUCUAUUUGACCACUAUUUGGUUCUGGCCAAGACUGUUACCAAACCAGACAGUGGAGCUGGUGGACGCAAGAAGGAAGUUUAUGAUGUGUCGAAGCUGCCAAUUCCAAUGCAGCUCCUAGUCCUAGAGAGCACCAACGAUGACCCAGUCCAAAAAUCGUCCGUGAAAGGUAUCGGAGCAGUUACUACCGUCACCAAGUCCUCAUCAAGCACAGCCUUGGACCCAAGAAUAAGUCGCACGGCCACGAAUGGCCUUGAGAGGUCGAAUACUCUGGAGCAUACCAAUUCGAAUAACUCGGUAGCAACGAUUUCAUCAACUACGAAGCUUGCGCCGAGUGCCACAAAUGAUGCCGACGCCAGAUCUAUGUUUCCCUUUCGAGUUAAGCAUCUCGGUAAGACGGAGGUCUAUACUUUGUAUGCCCCUACUGCGCAAAAUCGACAAGACUGGUGUGACAAGAUACUCGAAGCCAAGACCCGGCACGCAGCGUCUCUGUUUGAGCAAAACGCUGAGCCCUUCCGAUUACGUGUCAUGGCAGACACCGCUUUCGCUUACGAUGUCAUGUCUGCUGUUUCUCAACGGAAUAUCGUGUCUGUCAGAGGGACACCAUUGGAUCGAUCAAUCCGAGAGAUGGAGAAAACUUACGCUGCUGGACCUCGGCCUGGACCUGUCUGCAGAGCUCAAGUAAAUUGCGCGACAGCUUUCAAUUGUUAUGGGAGGUCGAUGGUUGCCAUUGGGACUGAUUACGGGGUUUACACUUCCGAGGCAGAUAAUCCUAGAGGCUGGACUAGAUCUAUUCAAAUGUCUCGGGUGACGCAAAUAGCGGUUCUUGAGGAGUUCUCACUUUGCCUAAUUAUCGCCGACAAAGCCCUGAUAGCGUACCAUCUUGAUGUAAUUGUACCGAUUUCCAACUUCCCAGCACCACACCAUGACUCAGCUCGUCGUGCACCACAAAAGCUAUCCGGAACGCGCGAUGUUUCCUUCUUCGCCACGGCAAAGAUGAAGGAUCGGACUCUUGUUUUCUACAAGAAACGGGAAGGCCUGCACUCAACCUUCAAAGUCCUGGAACCCGUUUUCCAAAAAUCUACAGAGAAGAAGUCCCGCCUCUUUGGCAAGAAAUUCGGUGGCGGCAAUACAGAGUUCUUCCGGGAAUUCGACGAGUUCUACAUCCCCACUGAAUGCUUCACAAUCAAUCUUUUCCACACCUACAUUGCCAUCUCGACACUGAAAGGCUUCGAGCUUAUGACUUUGGACAAGAAGGUUCCUAUGAGUAUUCCUGAUACGAAGAAUCCAGCAAUUGGCAAUAUUGCGUAUCGCCUCAACGGCCAGAAGCCACUCGGCAUGUUCCGCCUAUCCGACGCCGAGUUUCUCCUCUGCUACGAAGAAUGCGGUGUUUAUGUUGACAAGCACGGCGAGGUCUCUCGUUCUGUGAUCAUGGAGUUUGUCGGCAAAGCCAAGACGGCGGCCAUGUACGGCGCCUAUCUCGUCCUCUUCGACAGCGACUUUGUCGAGGUCAGAAAUGCCGAGAAUGGGCGACUGAGGCAAGUCAUUGCUGGGAGGGAUGUAAGAUGUUUGGACUAUGGUAUCAAUCCUCUCGGAGCAGGAGGAGCGACAAGUCAUAUGACUCCCACAGGUUUCGCAGGGGCUGCGGAAAAGAGGACGCUGAAGCUUGCGAUGGCGCAUCCAGAAAUCGCUGGGAGCCAGAUUGUGCUGGAGAUGGUGCUUAAUGAAGGCCAUUCGGAGUGA